UCUCGACAUUCUGUUCAGCCCCCUUCACCCUAGACUGUGGUCUACCUGCGUUUUUAUGCUACAUGAUUCCUCGGCAAGGGCUUCUACGACUCGUGGGUUGAGACAGGAGCACAAUCGAGCUUCUCUCGGGCGAUGACUGACUAUACGACGUAUACCGCACUCCAGAUGAACACUGUUCAUGUUGAAUGCAACUCGACGGCCGCGACCCUUCCUCCUUCACACGCACCCCUGCCUUCGUCAGAUGCCUCUCUGAACCUCAAAAUCCCCUCUGUACACCUCAUCGAAUGAUCCCCCUCCUUCAAGGAGACCUAUCACCAGUGGUCCUCUUACGAUCGGCUACAUCGAUAUGCGACGUCUCGGUCGUGUCAUGCACAAUUACUCGUUGCACCUUCUGCGGAGCAGCCCGUCGUGACGAUUUCCACCUGUAUGCAUCCUUCGCUCAAGACGGCCGCGAAUCAUGCCCUACAUCCUCAGCCGCUUCCUAUCUUCCCGCAAAGAACUGGAGCGAGCGUUUCCGUGGCUCGUCCUCACAAGUAUCUCGACCCUUCUUGUUCUCCGCCGAUCCGCUGUACACCAGUGCCCUUCCCUCCUGUACUUCGCAUACUUGCUCCUCUCGCCGAUCGCGCUCUCCUUGAUUCGGAUGGCAUCGACAUGUACGCGUAAGUAGACUCUGAAUCGAGGAGGUUCGAGUAGACCUGCGCUGAAUACGCGCUACAAUCUG
Molecule: messenger RNA, 721 nt
Organism: Schizophyllum commune H4-8
Lineage: Eukaryota; Fungi; Basidiomycota; Agaricomycetes; Agaricales; Schizophyllaceae
Exons: 2
Coding region: 186-635 (149 amino acids)
Source: RefSeq, a predicted model, not a curated record